This is a messenger RNA of Eimeria mitis, 1221 nucleotides long. RefSeq lists its product as uncharacterized. The transcript is spliced from 6 exons. Bases 1 to 1221 code for a protein of 406 amino acids. Gene Ontology annotation, biological process: carbohydrate metabolic process; glycerol-3-phosphate catabolic process. Gene Ontology annotation, cellular component: cytosol. The record is from RefSeq and is a predicted model, not a curated record. Lineage: Eukaryota; Apicomplexa; Conoidasida; Eucoccidiorida; Eimeriidae. Gene Ontology annotation, molecular function: glycerol-3-phosphate dehydrogenase [NAD(P)+] activity; NAD binding.
AUGCAACAACGGAGCCCCCGGCUGACGGGCGUGCGCUACCAAAGGAAGCCAGGCACAUUCAGCUGCAACCGCUUCCACCCAAGUUGCCAGUCAGGGGUUGCUACUCCCCCCGCCGCCUCUGACUCAGCCCACCUGGGACCUCCUUGGCAUCGCCGAGGGCUGCGCGUCUGGGACGCGCUGUUGCUGUUUUGUCUUCUGUUUUUAUUGACACCUGCAAGUAUGGAGGCAUUCCUCCGUCCCGCGUCUGCGUACCCUCCUCUUCUUCAGGCUCUCCAAAAAGGGCCUCUGAAGGUCUCCCUGGUUGGCUCCGGUAAUUGGGGAACUGCAGUUGGGAAGAUCGUCGCCUCAAAUGCGAAAAAUUCGCACAUAUUCAAUACAGAUGUGGGGCUCUCAUACUCUCCCAUGUGGAUCUGCAGAGCGUGCCGAGAACUGAGGAAAGCUAAGCUACUGCCGCCACAUUGCCGGGCCAUAUCGCUCAUUAAGGGUAUUGGUGUCAGGAAUGGUUGGCCUUUGACCCUGACACACGAAAUCGGUUCUAUAUUGGACCUGCCGAAGCCAUGUGUCCUUUCGGGCGCAAAUGUGGCUAACGAUGUUGCCGCUGAAAACUUCGCGGAGGCGACUAUUGGCCAUGCAGACGGUGAGACCGAGACGGCAGCGUUGUGGCAAUUGCUUUUUGACAGACCUAACUUCAAGAUUAACGUUCUCCCAGAUGUUGACGGCGUCGAGGACACGCUGUACGACAGCGCAGGCUAUGCUGAUGUUAUCACUACCGUAUUUGGAGGGCGCAACGCCAGAGUGGCUGCGGCUUUCGUGCGCAACAGAGGCAAGGACUGGGAUCAGCUGGAGAAGGAAAUGCUCAACGGCCAAAAGCUGCAAGGGCCGGCUACGCUCGAACUGGUGGCUGAGGUGAUACGUGCAAACGAAGUUGAGCAUCUUUUCCCGUUGUUCAUGUCGACGUACGCGGUAGCAUUUGAAAAUGCCGAGCCGGAGGCAAUCCUCGACGUUUUCCGCACCAAUCGGCCGCGUAGCAUUCAGCGGAGUGAAGAUUGCGUGAAGCUGAAAGUUCCCUCGCUCGUGAAAGAUGCAAGGACACGAAUUGCGUCCCGCAUGAAGAAGCUUGGGAGAAGCAUCAGUGAACUGACAAGGAACCCACCAGACACCCCCGACAGCGCCUCAGAAGAAAGCAACCACAAGGCAGAGAAUAAUUGCGCCAAGCUGUAA